AUUGUCGUGUCUCCUUAUGUUGUUACGGACACUCUGUCCAUUGAUUAAUAAACACUAAACAGUAAUACACGCUGAGUGUGAUUCUCCCAGAAAGAAAACACAGAGAGAGAAGAGUUAAUUGGAAUCGAAGCGCAAAUGAGGAAGAAGAGGCUUGAAACUCUCCUGAAACUAACAAGGAGUUGUUCACAAAAACCCUUCAUUUUCCUCCCUUUGAAACCACAACCCAUCAAACUCUUAAACCCUUCUCUUUCUUUUCCUCACCAUUUAUUUUCUCUCUCCUCACAACACAAUUUCUCAGCUUUUUCAUCUCAAACUAUUUCUUCUGUUACCACUUUUUCUGGACCUUCUAAUCACACCGAAGAAGAUGACUAUGAAACAGAACAAGAUUUAGUUGUUGAGGAAUGGGAAGAAGAGGGUGACACUGAGCCUGAGAUUGGUGAUGGAGGAGCAGGUGGUGGAAUUGUGCUUCAAAAUGUCCCUUGGGGGGAAAGAGUCCUAUCUAUUGCACGUGAAGUUUUGUUACAGUUUGGCGAUGGCAUAAAAUUGUACUCUUUCAAGACCACUCCUCGUGGCUAUGUCUAUGUCAGACUUGACGAACUUGCUAAUGAGUACGGCUGCCCUAGCAUGGAUUUAAUUGAAAGUUAUAGUCGGGAAUACAAGAAACGUUUGGAGGAGGAAGGAUCUAAGGGAGAGAUACCUAAUGAUCUUGCUCUUGAGGUAUCUUCUCCAGGUGCGGAACGUUUACUAAGAGUACCAGAUGAUCUGCUUCGAUUUAAAGAUUUCCCUAUGGUGGUAUCCUAUGUUGAAGAAACUGAAGCCAAAUGUCAGGAGAAAAGUGGGGUUUUCUUCCUUGAUUCAAUUGAGACAGAAUCAGAGCACUGUGUCUGGAAAUUGGCUGACGUUAGAGGAAAUAGGGAUCCUGCAAGCAAAGGAAGACCGAUGAGCCGUAAAAAGAAAGAUUGGAGAUGGAAGCUUCCAUAUACAAUGCUGAAAAAAGUGACAUUGUACAUUGAGUUUUAAUUGCUAAAACAUUGGAUCAUCUUGCAGUUUUGCCAUGUCUUUCACACCCAAAGCAUGUAGUAGAAAAAAAAUAAUAUUAGAGUUUGCUUCUAUUAGUUGUCAUCAUCAGUUCCCAUCCCAGUAACCUGUGUAAAAUGGUUAAAUUUUGUAGCCGGCCUUUCGAGUUUAGCAACUAAAUCAGAAAAUAACAUAGCACUGGUUUCUUUGUAGUCAAAGUGGAUGAUUAACAUCAUCACCAAAUUUAUGUGAUGAGAAAUUUAUGGCUGUA
Beta vulgaris subsp. vulgaris (sugar beet) is the source of this 1288-nucleotide messenger RNA. RefSeq lists its product as hypothetical. The record is from RefSeq and is a predicted model, not a curated record. Lineage: Eukaryota; Viridiplantae; Streptophyta; Magnoliopsida; Caryophyllales; Amaranthaceae. Bases 136 to 1020 code for a protein of 294 amino acids. The transcript has 5 exons. Gene Ontology annotation, biological process: ribosomal small subunit biogenesis.